CGUUUCGUUAAAUAUAUUUUAACCAUAAACACAGAAUCAGAUAAGACGUGCUAAAUAGAUAUGAGUCUUAAAGCAAACGAUCUUCCAUAACUGGCUUCCGGGUUUUAAGCGCGGCCGGAAGUGGCUAACAGGGAAGCAUCUUGCACCGUGCAGGAACAAGCAGAAAACACAGGUUAGCUAAUGUCAACAAACUGUGAGGUACAGCCUGUUAGCUUAGCCUAGCCUAGUGCUAACCGUAUGACAACACUCCUGUUGCACUCGUCAACACGUUGCACGUAAAGACCCGCACUUUUGUCUUUUGUUGCUUUGAGGAUGCACGUGCAGAGAGUCGUUCUCAACUCACGUCCAGGUAAAAAUGGGGUGCCAGGUCCUGAAAACUUCCGCCUGGAGGAGUCCACUUUAGCGCCUGACCUGAAGGAGGAGGAGGCCCUGCUUCGGACGCUCUACCUUUCAGUCGACCCCUACAUGCGCUGCAGGAUGAACGAGGACACCGGGGCUGAAUACCUGACUCCAUGGCAGCUGUCUGCGUGCGUGGAUGGCGUAGGCAUCGGCGUGGUCGAGUCCAGCCGCUGCAGCUCUUUCUCUGUGGGAGAUGUGGUCACUUCCUUCAACUGGCUGUGGCAGACCCACGCUGUUAUGAAAGGAAGCGUCUUACAGAAGGUUGAUCCCCAGUUGGCUGACGGGCACUUAUCCUACUUGCUGGGUGCAGUGGGCCUGACAGGCCUCACUGCCCUGCUGGGUGUGAGGGAGAAGGGUCACGUCACCAAAGGGGCCAGUCAGACCAUGGUGGUCAGUGGGGCUGCUGGUGCCUGUGGCUCCAUAGCUGGACAGAUUGGCCGGCUGGACGGCUGUGUGAGGGUUGUGGGGAUCUGUGGAUCUGAAGAGAAGUGCAGAGCUUUAGUGGACGAUCUGGGCUUCUCCGCUGCCAUCAACUACCGACAGGAGGAUGUACCGGCCCGACUGAAGGAGUGCUGCCCUGAUGGAGUAGAUGUUUACUUUGACAAUGUGGGAGGACCCAUCAGUGAUACUGUCAUAGCACAGAUGAACAGCGGCAGCCAUGUGAUCCUGUGUGGGCAGAUCUCUCAGUACAACAAGGAUGUGCCGUAUCCUCCACCUUUGAGCGAGGAGACACGGGAAGCUCUGCAAAGCAAGAGCAUCACCAGAGAGAGAUUCAUGGUGCUUGAGUACAUGAGCAAAGCAGAAGCUGCCCUCUGUGAACUCAGCCAGUGUAUUAAAUCAGGCCAGAUCAAGGUGCUAGAAACUGUGGUGGAUGGCAUUGAAAACAUGGGAGAUGCAUUUUGCUCUAUGAUGAAAGGGGGAAACAUUGGCAAACAAAUUAUAAAGAUAUCAGAGUGAAGAUAAUCACCACAGUUCCCAGUAUCUAAUACUCUCACCAGACACCUCGAGAAAUGAACUCAUUAAAGUAAUGAACUCGAGUGAGACAUUGCCUCGCUUAGCGGAUGCCAGUUGAUUGCAAUUACAAACCAGAAAUGAAAAAAAUCACAUCAGGUUUUCUCUUUAUGAUAUUGUGAAAAGUUAAAUGAAAAAAGUGUUUGAGAACCUGGUAUUGAAUAUUAAAACUUUUUAAUUUUUGUUUUUCAGAAAUAACAGUUUGUACUGUUUAUUAGCGCUACUGUAAUUAAAUGUGAUGUACACAUA
Messenger RNA from Pleuronectes platessa (European plaice), 1659 nucleotides. RefSeq names its product prostaglandin reductase 2 (gene ptgr2). Bases 313 to 1356 code for a protein of 347 amino acids. Lineage: Eukaryota; Metazoa; Chordata; Actinopteri; Pleuronectiformes; Pleuronectidae. The transcript is spliced from 8 exons. The record is from RefSeq and is a predicted model, not a curated record. Gene Ontology annotation, molecular function: 15-oxoprostaglandin 13-reductase [NAD(P)+] activity. Gene Ontology annotation, biological process: prostaglandin metabolic process.